Molecule: messenger RNA, 972 nt
Organism: Cladophialophora carrionii CBS 160.54
Lineage: Eukaryota; Fungi; Ascomycota; Eurotiomycetes; Chaetothyriales; Herpotrichiellaceae
Exons: 1
Coding region: 1-972 (323 amino acids)
Source: RefSeq, a predicted model, not a curated record
AUGGCUCAGCUCACGCAUUCCCUGGUAGCGAUACGCAGACCGACAGGCCUCAAGAGACACAGAUGGAUGGCAGGCGUGGGCUGUACGAGCGGCAUCCGACACCAUUGUAGCUGUGGCAAAUCUCACUCGCCAGCCCGACAUUUUGAUCUGUGUCUGUUAUUCCCACGGCACAGGUUCGGAUCCAGCCGCUUCAAUACCGUCUUUCUGCUGCUGUUCCGGUUGUUCUACCACGCAUCAUCGUUCGAGGUCGCGAGUAUCGGGCAUGCGUCAAAACUGUACCUCCCGGCGCCGGUGCCGCUGUUACAGGAGUCCAUCAUAAAGGCGGGUGCAUCCGAAGGGGUGAGCAGUGAAGGCGUCAUGGUUGGUUCUGCCAACAGAGGUCUCCCCGGCAUUUUCAAGAACUUCAAACGCUUCUCGACGCGGGAAUGGCUGGCAACAAUGCUGGAGAAUCCCGACCAGUUCAAGAACCUCAAAGUCAACUCGAUCACAUGGAUCAAAGCCCUGGCAUCGCCGUUCUCUCACGAGUUCACUCAGUUCAUCGUCGAGGAUUCUGUAAGUGGCCAGAAGACAAGGAUCGCCGCUGGACGAGAAGAAAACGGCGACUGGGUCCUGGUGGGUUGGGACUGGGCAUCUGGCGACACGCCAUCCGACCACUACAACCUGCCACUGCCACUUCUAUCGGUAACAUUCGACGAUCCGAGCACAAAGCCAGACCUAGGCACGUUAGCUCAUGUGCUCGCAUCCACGACAGAGAAGCACCCGGCAUACAAGUUCAGGAGGGAGAUGUGCUGGUGGUACGCGGAAACCGUGUUGGAGGUCAUGCACGAGCAGUUUGGCGGCAAGGUCAAGGAGUGGGAGUGGUCCAGAUAUCGGUACUCGUUUAUCGUCAAGACGAGUUUUAUCCGGAGAAAGGUGCUCACGAAGCAUGCCGAGCUGUUUAGGAGACAGCUGGCGGAAGAGAUGAGCUAUUAG